Molecule: messenger RNA, 2067 nt
Organism: Penicillium atrosanguineum
Lineage: Eukaryota; Fungi; Ascomycota; Eurotiomycetes; Eurotiales; Aspergillaceae
Product: TolB family protein
Exons: 3
Coding region: 1-2067 (688 amino acids)
Source: RefSeq, a predicted model, not a curated record
AUGCGACUUUCCUCUGCGAUUACCUUUGCAGUCCUUGUGGUUGGCCCUGCUGCAGCUAGCUGCCCUUAUGCUGAGCGUGCUACUGCUGCUCCCGUUGCUGCUGCCGGCGCAGGAUGCCUUUAUGCAAAGCGUGAUGCUGUCACCGUGCCAAAGGAGAGGCCAACAGUGUCGCGCCGCGGGCCAAUUGAGGGCAAGAAGGGCAUCUUCUAUAUGAACCGAAUUGGACCGUCGGGCUCGCAGCUUUGGAUCUCCAACGCGGACGGUACCAAUGCAACAAAGCUUAUGGGCAAUCAAACAGGGGCUUUCGACUACCACCCCUCAUGGUCUCAAAAUGGCGACUGGAUAGUCUUCACUAGCGAACGCCGUUCGCCCGGGCAGUCUGACUUAUAUCGAGUGCGCCCUGACGGCACUGGACUCGAGGUGCUCGAGGAUACAGACAGCGUCGAAGAUGCGGGCACACUCUCACCAGACGGUACUAAGGUCGCGUAUGUGUCGACAUACGGCAAUUACACGACCAACAUAUGGAUCAAGGACCUGAAGACCGGCAGGGCACACAACCUGACCGACACUGCUUCCACCCGUAGCAGUGACAUCUGGCCCUCUGGACACUUCCGUCCCGCAUGGUCCCCCAAUGGCCAAUGGGUCGCCUUCAGCUCUGACCGCAACACGGACUGGACUGGACAUAGCGAAGGUACCGGCUGGGAGCACACGCAAAGCUUGGGUAUCUAUGUGAUUCGCGCUGAUGGCCGCCACUUUCGCACCCUGCUCCACGAGCAAGGCUAUGCGUAUGGUACUCCUCAGUGGUCGCCAGAUGGAAGUCGCAUUAUCUACAACAACAUGACGACUGAGAAUACCUACUAUGCGCACUGCGUGGCCGAGCAACAGGAAUUGAUCUCUUCGCAAAUCUGGAGCGUUGACUUCGCGACAGGCAAGAACCGCGUCAAGCACACCUCCAGUGACACCUUCAAGGUUGGACAACACUAUAUCGGCAACUCCACCAAUAUUGGCUACCUGGUCAAGGCUGGAGACCUGGAAGGUAUCCACUACACCAAGCCUGAUUCGACUCACAGGGCCUUCAACCUGACUUACCUGCGUGACCCCUCGUGGUCACCGGAUGGAAAGAAGCUUGUGUACUGGAUCCCGAACUGGGAUCAGCAACCCGCCGAGCUGGAGCUGUUCAGCUACGACAAUGAAUGGCAGUACCGCUACGCUGAUGUCUUCCCUAUGCACAACACCGUCGUGAACCGCAUGGCGACAACACAGAAGGUGCUGGGAGGUGCCAAUGGCUCGGUUGUGCAUUCAACCCCAUUUUACAAGGACGUGGUCGACGCGCUUGACUCCUACGAUAUUUACUCAGCCGACAACACGACCGAAGUUUUGUGGCUCGAGGAGGGCCAAGCAGGUGGCUUCCAGCCCUCGUGGAACCCCGACGGCACUGAGCUGGUCGCCGGCUUCGGCGCCUGGUUCUUGACUCGUACCGAGUCCUCCGCUGCCAUUUACCGCAUGUUCGCCAACGGAACCGGCCACACCAACCUGACUGACUGGACUAACAAUGCCGGUUACCCCUCCUGGUCCCCCGAUGGUUCCGCCAUUGUCUACCGCAUUUUCAACAGGGAGAGCGGUGAUCCCAUGGGCCUGCACAUCCUCAACUUCACUACCGGCGAGACAACCCAGCUCACUCUUGGCUGGGAUAACACUCCCGGUUGGUCUCCUGAUGGCGAGCGCAUUGUGUUCACCCGUAACAACAACUGGACCGCAUCCUACGGCUCUCGCUGGUACGCGGACCGCUUCGAUAUCUACACUAUCCGCCCGGAUGGCACUGAGCUGACCCAGGUGACGGAUAGUCUAUCCAACGAUGCCCAUGCUGUCUGGUCCCAGGAUGGCCAUAUCAUGUGGAGCACCGGCAUGUACGGCUUCAAGGACGAGAGCCAACUCUUCGACAAGACCUUCCAGCCCUACGGUCAAAUCAUGAUCAUGGACUACGAUGGCUCCAACAAGAAGCUGCUCACAGAUACCAUUUGGGAGGACUCGAUGCCUUUGUAUCUGCCUAACGAGUAUCUCGAGUAG